Trichoderma reesei QM6a is the source of this 2319-nucleotide messenger RNA. RefSeq lists its product as uncharacterized. The coding region runs from base 1 to 2319 and encodes 772 amino acids. Gene Ontology annotation, cellular component: fungal-type vacuole membrane; vacuolar transporter chaperone complex. NCBI's taxonomy places the organism in Eukaryota, Fungi, Ascomycota, Sordariomycetes, Hypocreales, Hypocreaceae. The transcript has 3 exons. The record is from RefSeq and is a predicted model, not a curated record. Gene Ontology annotation, biological process: vacuolar transport; microautophagy; polyphosphate metabolic process.
AUGAAGUUCGGCGAGCAGCUGCGGUCGAGCAUCAUCCGCGAGUACCAGUGGUACUACAUCGACUACAAUGGCCUCAAGGCCGAGCUCAAGGCCGCCACGGGCCCGCUGGCCGCGGAUGGCUCUGGCCACAAGCAGUGGACCGAGGACGACGAGACGCGCUUCGUCGCCAAGCUCGAGGCCGAGCUCGAAAAGGUGCACACCAAGCAGCAGGUGAAGGCGAUGGAGAUUUCCCGCCGCAUCGCCGUCAGCGAGCGCGAGGUCAAGGAGGUCGUCAACCGGCUCAACGAGCGCGGCCCGGGCGAGGAGGGCCCCAGCGAGGAGGAGUUUAUGCUGCUGGAGGAAGACCUGAGCGACAUCAUUGCCGACGUGCACGACCUGGCCAAGUUUGUCCAGCUCAACUAUACCGGGUUCUACAAGAUUAUCAAGAAGCACGAUAAAAUGACGGGCUGGCACCUCCGUCCCGCUUUCGAUACCCGACUCAAGGCCAAGCCUUUUUACAAGGAAAACUACGACGCCUCCGUCAUCAAGCUCUCCAAGCUCUACGACCUCGUCCGGACAAGGGGCAACCCCGUCAAGGGCGACAGCGCGGCCGGUGGCUCGCAGGCCAGCUUCAUCCGACAGACGACGAAAUACUGGGUACACCCCGACAAUGUGACGGAGCUGAAACUCAUCAUCCUCAAGCACUUGCCCGUAUUGGUCUUUAAUGCCAGCAAGGAGUUUGAGCAGCAGGACCAGGCCAUCACAUCCAUCUAUUACGAUAACCCCGAUGGGUUCCCGUUAUACGAGGGCCGCCUGAAGAAGACUGAAGGCGCUGAGGCCAUCCGACUCCGAUGGUAUGGUGGCAUGAAGACCGAGACCGUCUUCGUCGAGCGCAAGACUCACCGAGAAGACUGGACGGGAGAAAAGUCCGUCAAGGCUCGCUUCUCGCUCAAGGAGAAGAAUGUUAACGCCUACAUGAGAGGCGAGCUGCUGCCGGCCGCCAUCUUUGAAAAGGCCCGCAAGGAGGGCAAGAAGUCGGAAAAGGCCAUUGCCGAGGACGAGCGGCUGGCGGCCGAGAUCCAAUACUCGGUCUUGAAGCACGGCUACAAGCCUGUCUGCCGUUCGUUUUACAACCGAACCGCCUUCCAGCUGCCUGCGGAUGCCCGAGUGCGAAUCUCGCUCGACACGGAGCUGACCAUGAUUCGAGAGGACAACCUGGAUGGCCGAAUUCGCUCUGGUGACAACUGGCGACGCAUGGACAUUGGAGUCGACUAUCCCUUCUCCCAGCUCCCGCCUGAGGAUAUCGUGCGCUUCCCCUACGCCGUUCUCGAGGUGAAGCUGCAGACACAGGUGGGACAGGAGCCGCCGGAAUGGAUCAGACAGGUCAUCGCGUCCCAUCUGGUCGAGGCCGUCCCCAAGUUCUCCAAGUUCAUUCACGGCACUGCCUGUCUGUUUCCCACGCGCAUCAAGCUGCUGCCGUACUGGAUGCCUCAGAUGGAUGUUGACAUCCGCAAGCCGGUGACGCACGAUUUCGGAAUCCGCCGGCCCGAUAUUUCAGGAACGACAACGACGUCGGAUGACGAGGAGGAAGAGCUCGAUUCUGACGACGAAGAAGCGGAAGCCGCUCGCCGCGGCGCUGGUAACGGCGAGUCCAGCAGACACGGCGCAAGGCUUCGUGUCCCUGCUUCCGAUACAGAGGGCCAGACGGUUGAGUUGCCCACGGCGAAUGAAGACUAUCCCAUCUACGACUCUGACGAAGAGUACGACGAAAACUACGAGCUGGAGGAGGCCCGGAGGGUUGGCGGAUGGCACUACUACCGAGUUCUGCUUGCGUCAAAGGCCAGUGCCGCUGCCUCGGGUGCUUGGAACGCCUUAAAGUACGUGGUUCCGCGUCCUCGCGCGACCGAGAUGCCUCGAGCCGCCAGGCUGCAGUCCCUCUUUGGCGACCAGAGGAUUCAGCACAAGCGGUUCAGCGCGCCUCCGGGCAAGAAGAUUUAUGUUCCGGUUCGCGUGGAGCCCAAGGUGUACUUUGCGGCCGAGCGGACGUUCCUUGGUUGGCUUGAGUACUCGAUUUACAUCGGAACCAUUGCCACGACGCUCCUCAACUUUGGGGACCACCCUACACCUACUGCUUUCUGGAUCGCCGGUAUCUUCACCCUUCUGGCCAUUUGUAGUCUUCUUUACUCUGUGGGCAUCUACUUCUAUCGAAGUCGGUCGAUUCGCAACCGCAAGGCUGCUCGCUACUAUGACCGCUGGGGACCGAGUGCGCUCUGUGUGGCGCUGUUUGUUGCUGCUGGCCUCAAUUUUGUGUAUGAAGGCCGGGAGAGAAAGUACUGGUAA